Acomys russatus (golden spiny mouse) is the source of this 2571-nucleotide messenger RNA. It is a transcript of the gene Slc45a2, whose product is annotated as solute carrier family 45 member 2. Bases 543 to 2135 code for a protein of 530 amino acids. Gene Ontology annotation, molecular function: sucrose:proton symporter activity. The record is from RefSeq and is a predicted model, not a curated record. The transcript has 7 exons. Gene Ontology annotation, biological process: transmembrane transport. Lineage: Eukaryota; Metazoa; Chordata; Mammalia; Rodentia; Muridae. Gene Ontology annotation, cellular component: membrane.
AUCUACUAACUGCAAUGAGAGAAAAGUUCAAGGAGUUAUGUAAAUAGCUAAUGAUUUAGGUGAAGGGUGGGAUCACCCCACCAUUUUAGGUCUAGUUAAUUUUAUCAUUUAAGCUCUGUGUAGAAAAUAUGAAUUCAGGAAAAGGGACUAUCCAGAUCUAUAGAAAGAAGUUUAUAGAAAUUAUUAGAUUAUUUAAAUUUUAAUUUAGUCCAUGUAUAAGAAGACUUUAUGAUUUUAAAACUAUGAGAGUGAUGUGUGUACAAUUGUGUGUGUGUGUUGAAAGGGAGAGAGGGAGAUCUUUAGAAAAACUCCAGCAUUCUAAGGACCCAGAGGGCUCACAACAGCUAAUCUCUGUCAUGCUUCCAAGUGCCAACACCCCCCUUUUGCGUCUCAUAAUAACUUGUGAUCUUGGAGGCAUGAAAGAAUUCCAGCCCCUCCUCCAGCCUGCCCAUCUCUGCUGGUUGCUCAGACCGGCUCCAUGUCAGACCCAGUUUGGAGUAUAAACCUGAGGACCACGCAGGAAGAUCAUUCUCUCCGUGGUCAUGAGUGGCAGCAAUGGGCAGACUGACACCCGUACCUAUCAAUCCCUAGCUGAGGAUCGCCCCUUUGGCUCCGUGGAGCAGCCCAAGAGAUCCACGGGGAGACUCGUCAUGCACAGCAUGGCCAUGUUUGGCCGAGAGUUUUGCUAUGCGGUGGAGGCAGCGUAUGUGACUCCAGUUCUGCUCAGCGUAGGCCUGCCUAAGGGUCUGUACAGCAUGGUGUGGCUCCUCAGCCCCAUCCUGGGAUUCCUGCUGCAGCCUGUGGUGGGGUCCAUCAGUGAUCACUGCAGGGCCAAGUGGGGCCGCCGGAGACCCUACAUCCUGACACUGAGCAUUAUGAUGCUCUUGGGGUUGGCUCUGUACCUCAAUGGAGACGCUGUUAUAUCAGCUUUGGUUGCUAACCCGAGGAGGAAGCUGGCUUGGGCAGUAAGCAUCACCAUGGUAGGUGUGGUUCUCUUCGAUUUUUCUGCUGACUUCAUUGACGGGCCCAUCAAAGCCUACUUAUUUGAUGUCUGCUCCCACCAGGACAAGGAGAAGGGCCUCCACUACCAUGCCCUCUUCACAGGUUUUGGAGGUGCCCUUGGCUACCUUUUGGGGGCCAUAGACUGGGUGCAUCUGGAACUGGGAAGGCUGCUGGGCACUGAGUUCCAGGUCAUGUUUUUCUUCUCUGCCCUGGUGCUUACCCUGUGUUUCAUCACUCAUCUGUGUAGUAUCCCGGAAGCCCCACUCAGAGGUGGCGUGGAAGACGCUCUCUCACAGCAGGCCACUCAGGGCUCCUCCCUGUCAGCAGACGGGAUGCGAGAAUAUGGUUCUAUCGAGAAAGUAAAAAGUGCCCUAGCAGAUGCAGAGCUGGCAGUGCAGAGAGGAAAAAACAAAACAUCUUCUGGACAGAGUCAGAGGGCAAUGUCGAUGAGGUCACUUCUGAGGGCAUUAGUGAACAUGCCUUCCCAUUACCGUUUCCUUUGCAUCAGCCACCUCAUUGGAUGGACUGCCUUCCUGUCCAACAUGCUCUUCUUCACAGAUUUCAUGGGGCAGAUCGUAUACCACGGGGAUCCCUACAGUGCACACAACUCCACAGAGUUCCUCACCUAUGAAAGAGGAGUUGAGGUUGGAUGUUGGGGCUUGUGCAUCAACUCUGUGUUUUCUUCAGUUUAUUCCUACUUUCAGAAAGCUAUGGUUUCCUACAUUGGAUUAAAGGGCCUUUAUUUCAUGGGAUAUUUGCUCUUUGGCCUGGGAACAGGAUUCAUAGGACUCUUUCCAAAUGUCUACUCCACCCUGGUCCUCUGUUCUAUGUUUGGUGUGAUGUCCAGCACGUUGUAUACUGUGCCCUUUAACCUCAUUGCCGAGUACCACCGUGAGGAGGAGAAGGAGAUGCAGCAGGGAGCCCCUGGAGGCCCUGGCGGCUGUGGAAGAGGCAAAGGUGUGGACUGCGCUGCUCUCACCUGCAUGGUGCAGCUGGCUCAGAUCUUGGUUGGCAGCGGCCUGGGCUUCCUGGUCAAUAUGGCUGGGAGUGUCAUCGUUGUGGUGAUCACAGCCUCUGCUGUGGCAUUCAUAGGCUGCUGCUUUGUGGCUCUCUUUGUUAGAUAUGUAGAUUAGGGUUAUAAAGAGACACCAUGGACCCAAACCUCAGACAAAUGAAGCCCAUGGUAAGAGAACAGGUUUUCUUCUUCAGGCUCCUGAGCUUUGGGGCCUAUAUACCCCAUGUUGGGAUUUCACCUUGCAUGCACACAUGGGAAAAAGUGGUGGCGGUGGGAUUGCCUGCCACACUGCAUCUUCCCUACUGCUCCUCACUGCAGACAUAGGAAAGGCAAGCCAUGCUUCUCACGGGGCAUUUCAAGCCUUGGUAACACCUGAGGAACAAAUCAAUCCCACUUGUGAUGCUUGUAACGUCAUUUUUUAAAGAAGACAAUCCGUAUACCUUUGGGAAAUCACAUAUUUCUUCAAAUUCAGAAGUACUUGAAAUAUUGCCAAUUGCUCUUCUCAUGGUGUGGAUUUAUUCAGAUUUAAUUUGUGCAUAAUUAAUUCUUGUUAA